Molecule: messenger RNA, 5534 nt
Organism: Pieris napi
Lineage: Eukaryota; Metazoa; Arthropoda; Insecta; Lepidoptera; Pieridae
Product: two pore channel protein 1-like
Exons: 17
Coding region: 62-2488 (808 amino acids)
Biological process (GO): transmembrane transport; monoatomic ion transport
Cellular component (GO): lysosomal membrane; endosome membrane
Molecular function (GO): voltage-gated channel activity; monoatomic ion channel activity
Source: RefSeq, a predicted model, not a curated record
CAAUGACAAAUCGCGAAAAUGUAAUUCGCAUCGCAUUUUUUAUUUUUAUUCAGUUUUCGAAAUGGCUUCUUUGCGGAGCCCGUCUUCGCCGUCCGACGGAUAUAAAAGGUUUAGUGAUGAUUUCGCAAACUCCAGCAUCAACAAUUACGGCUCAAACGUCACAAAUUCCAGAACAGGAGAUGGCGGCGGAGACACAAAUACAUUGGACAUGGGAAGCCGUUCCUCAUUGCACACCGGUUUGCAAAUGUCAGAGGAUGAGCAUUGGGAGAUGAACUACCAUGAGGCUGCUAUAUAUUUAGAGGAAGGUCUAAACAAUGAGAAGUUCGAUUCGCACCCGUCUAGUCCGGAGGAGUUACCUGCGUAUCUCCGCGUACAUAAUCCUUGGUACCACGGCCUAGACCUCUUAGCAUCACUGGUUUUGAUCCUGCUAGCAUUUACAGAAGAUCCAGCUGUACCUGCUUUCGAGUUACCAGUAUGGGCCCACGGUACCAUAGAGCUGCUAGCCCUUUCAGUGAUCGGUAUUGAGUUGCAUCUCAAACUCAAAUGGAUCGGUUGGGGAACCAUUUUCAAGCAUAAACGAACUAUGAUUAAGGGUCUAACAUUGCUAGUAAUGUUACUAGAGGCAGUUGUAGUUCUUUGCCGACAGUCAUCCCACUUCAGAGUGACGAGAGCAUUGCGUCCUAUCUUCUUGGUGGACACGAGACAUUGUGGUGGCGUAAGGCGAUUCAUAAGACAGAUAUUGCAAUCUUUGCCGCCUAUACUUGAUAUGUUAGGUCUGCUUAUGUUCUUCGUAGCCACGUACUCCCUACUAGGAUACUAUCUAUUCUCUGAGCACAUUGACAAUGGACAUUUUCGGACAUUAAGCGAUUCGUUCGUCAGUAUGUUUGUCCUACUGACAACCGCCAAUUUUCCAGAUGUAAUGAUGCCAUCUUAUGCCAAAUCUAAGUGGUAUGCCGUCUUCUUCAUAUUGUACAUCAUCACAGUUCUAUACGUUCUGAUGAACUUGAUGUUAGCCGUUGUAUACGAGACGUUCACUCGUAUAGAGCGUGAGAAGUGUCGUGCGUUGUUGCUCCACCGACGUGGGGCUGCGCGCCGUGCCUUUCGACUUCUGGUGUCGCGUCGAGCCCCACACGCUGUCAAAUUAAGGCAUUUCGUGGGGCUGAUUAGGCAUUAUGCGCCCCAUUAUAGUGGUUUAGACGUAUAUUUAAUGUUCAAACAACUGAAUCAAUCGGCAACGGGCGGACUCUCCCGCACUGAAUUUGCAAACGUAUACGAAGUAUUUGCGCUCCGUUGGGCUCCGCAAACAUCGCGGGCUCCUUGGUACGCCGAGUCGCCCUUGGAGCCGCUGGGAAGAGCUGCCGCUGUCAUCGUGUAUAGGCCGUACUUCGAGUAUGUCAUAUACGCUCUAAUAAUUGGAAAUGGUCUGGCGAUGGUCCUCCGAGUGCUGGAGGCAGCUGGCGAUCUGCAGGACAGCGCUCGGCUCCUUUGUGCCUCCUGGGACACCUGGCUAUUUCUUACCUUGUUUUUAAUAGAAGCAGGACUUCGCAUAAUGGCGAGUGGUCUCAGCGCGUAUUUAGAGAGCGGUUGGAAUGUGUUCGACUUGAGUGUGACCCUGCUUGCGUUGAUGGGUGCUGUUCUACUUACGAUUGCCCCCAAACUCUUCAUUGUCGUUAUGUUUAGACCGCUUAGAUUAAUGCGCCUAUACAAAUUAAAGAAGAGAUAUAGGGACGUUUUCGGGACACUAGUUUUGCUAUCACCGCUUAUGUCAUCAGCGGGUUGUGUGAUGCUAGUGAUGUACUAUUUCUUUGCCAUUAUCGGAAUGGAAUUAUUUGCUGGAUACAAUUUGAGGAAUUGUUGCAUAAACACAACUGUUGAAGACUUUUACAAAUACUCUGAGAACAGUUCAACACCAUUGGGUUACUACUAUUUAAACAACUUCGAGAACAUUCUCACGAGUGGUGUGACAUUGUUCGAGUUGACAGUUGUCAAUAACUGGUUCAUUUUGAUGAAUGCGUUCGCGAGCGUUGCAGGCCAGCUCAGUCGGUUAUACUUUAUGGUAUUCUACCUAUUUACAAUGGUAGUGCUAACAAUAGUAGUGGCCAGCGUUUUGGAAGCAUUCCGGUUUAGGAUACAAUACAAACGUAGUACUACGAAGAGGGAUGAGGAGAAACUCCUUCAUGAGGAAGUCCAUACAAGUUGGGAGGAAGCUCAACGAAUUGGCGCUACGGGAGACCUUGCAGAACAGCUGAGGACGUAUUUACCACCUGGAAUUGACGUCACGUUUAUCGGAACACGACCUCGUACGAAAGAAGUUUUACAGAGGAGAAUGUACCAAACGGAAAUACAGAAGUGGCUCGCAGAGGAGGAUGAAAAUGAUGAAGUGCAGCCAUCAACAACAGUAACGUCAAGCGAGGAUCCCCUUUCACCGCCAUUGAUCCAGCAGCCUGAUGGAGACAACCAUCACAUACGAAGUGGUUAUCAGUUGUAGAAUCUACUAUUGUUGGCGCUCCACCAACAACUUGCCGAAUUGUGGAACGGCCUGAACAAUAUUGAAGGGGCAUAGGAUUUGGUAAUUAGAUUUUUUUGUGAAUUAAGCUACGGUUUCCUAGAAAAGCGGUGCCGUUAACUAACGGCCGUUAUUUUACGGUUGUUUAUACGGCCUUCUUUACGGUGGCCAAGCUGUGGUUUCCUAGAAAGUAGUGCGACCGUAUUUUUGAAGUGUUAUUCCAAUUUCGUUCCACAAAUUUUGCUUCAUCUGAGCUUGUCUGUACUCUUUGGAUUUGAUAUUGUACAAAACUUCAUGAUUUUUAAGAAAAUCAAUUAAUUAUUCAUCAUUUUCGCUCGUCCAAGUCAUUGUAUUAAUUAAAUAUGCGCACCGCUACACGAGAAAAAAGUUGAACGAAUGUUUAUCAUCACUAUGACGGCCGUCAUGCAAAUUGCACCGCUAUUUGACGUGACACUCUACGUUCUGUAGAAAACCUACUCCGAUGUUAUUUAUAGACAACGUAUGGGUGACGUCACCCAACGUUACAUUACGGCCGUUAGAUAACGGCACCGCUUUUCUAGCGUAGCUUUAGGGAAUUUUCAUGGAUAAUUUUUUCGUGUUUCCGAGCCAGUACGACUUUGGUGCCUUUAAAUGUACCAGAGGUAUUAGAACUGGCCGAGUUGGAGAGGGUGAUCAACGAGUUUAGUGACUUAGAACCCACUGGUAAUAUAUUGGUAUGUAAGUGAUGUAGCGCAAUUACUAUUGUAUAAUAUAGCGCAAUUUGUUGCUCUGCAAUAUAGAGACUUUGUAAUUAGUAUUAUAUAGCCAAAAUAAUCUAUAUAAUCGAUGUUAGAUGAAUUAUUUUUAGCGUCUUAUCGGAUUUAAAAAACAAUAGAUUGAUGUAACACCCGUGAAGCCGCAAAAAAUACAACAAAACGAUUAAUAAAUGAAAACGUAUUUACGUUUAAAUAUAUCUCUAAGACUCAUAAAAAAUGUGUAUUGUAUAAAUACAAAAAGAAUUUUAUUAUGUAUUUAAUUACAAUUGUAUACAUUUAGUUUAAAAAUGGUGAUGUUUUUUUUAUUCUUGGAAUCUUUAAAUAUAUCAUCCCUGAGGCCGUAACUUUUUGUCCAUGCAUCUAACACUCGCUCGUACGGUGAAGGGAAACAUAGAACCUACUUGCCUAAAAAAUCAAAUGCUAAAACACAUACCGAGGCCCAGAUCUAAAACGUUGUAGCACUACUGUAUAAUGCAGUAUCACCCAUUAAGACAAAAGCGGCUUCACACUUGCAUCCGCUCCUAGGCUUUUAAUAAUAUUGCAUAAUUAGGUAUAACGUGGAAUUCGCUUACACUUUGUUACAUAAUGACUCGCGACAACUUGUAACACGAUUUCGAAGAAAUAGAAAUUUGAUUGUUCUAAAUCUGUGCAAUGCUCGUAAAUUUUUUGAUUCGAAACUUAACUUAAUUUUAAUGUAGACAAUAGUACUAGUACAUCAAUAGAGGGUAGCUUUUUUGUCGAAACGAUAAAUGUUUACACUUUUUACAGACCAAGCCUAUUGUGAUUAUAAUUUCGAAUAAUUGGUAUUAGUGAAUAUCUGUGAUAAAUUAUAUUUCUUAAUUUAAUUUACACUUAAUGUGGCAGCUAAAAUGCGGGUAACAGAUAAACAUUUGACGCGUUAAUCGGAGGUAAAAAUCUAGUAUUCUGAAAACACACUUCUAGCUAAUUUAUAUUGUAGAACUACUGAAAAAUGGUUACAUAAAUCAUUUUUCAUAUAGAAUGUCUCUUGAAAUACUAGACUAUAAAUUAUGACUGUAGUAUAUGAAAUUUGCCUUCAUUAGAUGUAAGGAAGUCACAGGUAUAGGUAGCUAGGAAAGCUUUAUGAUAACCACUUCUUGUAGGUUAUGCCAGUCUCCAGCCGUUACAAAAGAAGCAGAUUUAGGCGCCAAAUUAUUACGCUAUACUUUGCUCAUAGAAAACCAAUUUUAUUCUAUUAUUAAAAUGAAAUAGCAUGAUGAUUUUUCUCAACUAUUUAGACGGAUAAAUUUUUAGUCUGUCGACUAAUGCAGACAUUAAUUAUCACGUGAUGAUACAAGUCUGUAUCCGCCAUCUUUUGCGAUAUGUCAUGUGGAUGAUAAGUUCCUCAUAUUGUGGGACAUUCCUUAUUCCCAGAAAAAAAGUAUGGGCCAAUUAAAAAGAUUCUCGUUUUACCAGAUUAUUUUAGAAGUUUUCUUUACAGUUCUAUCCCUGAUCCUCCUCUACCAUACAAAUCAGGCUCUUUUAAACUAUUCAUGAUUAUAAAAUAUUCUUAAAUAAAAUGUUAGCAUGUCUAACAACCUUUCUUAGGUUUAUAAGCCAAAAAGAUUGUUGUGUGAUUGUUUUAUUUUCGAUACUCGGUUAUAUUUAUUGUUUCGAAUGAUAAUUUUAUGUUUAAACGUUGAAUGUAGAUCGUUAUUUUAUUUAUUUGUUAUUAAUUUCCCCAUGUACCAAUGUUACAGGUAUAAACUUUAUCAGCCAUACCAUUUCGAAAAUACAGUACAAUAUUAUGUAUUAAAUAAGUUUAUUUUUUUCCACUGCUAAUGCAACAGUGGUAAUCAUUAACGUAAAUAACAAGAACAAUGGAUGAUUAAUAUUCAGAUUUAGUUGAUAAUUUUAGUCAUCCGCCAUAUUUAAUAAUUAAACGAUUUUUAUAAAUUAUUGUUUUUGACUCUGCUAAACGCAAGAUUGCGACUUGAGAUUUGUUUUAAUAUAAGCGAAUUUACGAUUAAAUAUUCUGAUUUUAUUAAAACACUUAUUAUGUUUACCUUUUCUAGAAAUAAGUUUUCGAAUAAUGAUUUUAAAUCGAUAAGUUUUAACUUUCUCAAUAUGUUUUAUUAACAUAAUGUUAUGUAUAAUUCUAAUGUACAACUAGCAAAGUUGGUCAAUGUUUAAAUUAACAAAAACGUUAUUUUGUGUUGUGAUCUUCCCGUAAUUAUUUCAGUAUUAAUUUUCUCUAAGAAUUAAUUUACAAUAAUUUAUGUUAAAGUAAGAAUAAAUAUAAUGAAUUUAUUAUA